Molecule: messenger RNA, 3234 nt
Organism: Castor canadensis (American beaver)
Lineage: Eukaryota; Metazoa; Chordata; Mammalia; Rodentia; Castoridae
Product: zinc finger X-linked protein ZXDA-like
Biological process (GO): regulation of transcription by RNA polymerase II
Cellular component (GO): nucleus
Molecular function (GO): transcription coregulator activity
Source: RefSeq, a predicted model, not a curated record
UCUGAUAGGGCCAGUUUCUGCGCAUUGCACAUUUUUUUUUUCCUUUCAGGAACGUGUUCGGGCCCGCGGCAGGGGGCGGGGUCGUGCCUCCGCCUCGGCUCUGGUGCCAGCGGAGCCUCACCGACGCAGAGAUGGAAAUCCCGAGGCUGCUCCCGGCUCGCCGGACACCACAGGGCGGCGGCGGCUGUUGCCCCGCGGGCGGCGGCGGGGUCCACCGAGGCCCUGAGUCGCAGUCUUGUCAAGCCCCGGCGCGCCGCCUCCUACUGCUCCGGGGGGCCCAAGAUGGCGGGCCCGAGCCGCGGAGCGAGGAGGCCCACAGGGCCUCACGGGGCCCGGGCCCAAGCCCGAGCCCGUUGGCGCCGAGGCCGGAUCACCCCAGCAGCGGCGGCGACGACUUCUUCCUGUUGCUGCUUGACCCGGUGGGUGGCGACGUGGAAACCGCGGGCACCGACCAGGCCGGAGGGCCCGUGUGGAGGGAGGAGGCCGAGGUGGGCCUGGGGCCUGAGCGGGGCGAGAGCGGCGCGAACUCCGCGGGCCGCCUUGCGCUGGAUCCCCGUUGCCUGCCCGCGGUUCCGGCCCCGACCUCGGCUCCGGCCCCGGCCCCGGCCCCGGCCCCGGUCCCCGCCUCAGGCCCGGGCCCCGCGGCGGCCUUCGCAGGCACCAUCACUAUCCACAACCAGGACUUGCUGUUGCGCUUUGAGAACGGCGUCCUCACCCUGACCACGCCCCCGCUGCCCGCCUGGGAGCCGGGGGUCGUACCUUUUCCGCAGCCGGGGGGUCUAACUGCCCCGCCAGCCGGGAUUCCGCAGGCCGCCGCACAGCUGGGAGACUGCCCAGAGCUGCCGCCAGACCUCCUGCUGGCCGAGCCCGCGGAACCCGCGCGCGCCCCGGCGCCCGAGGAGGAGGCUGAGGGCCGGGCCGCCGCCCAGAGCCCCCGCGGGCCGCUGGUCCCCGGUCCAGGCGUAGUGCUCUACCUGUGCCCCGAGGCGCAGUGCGGACAGACCUUCGCCAAGAAGCACCAGCUGAAGGUGCACCUGCUGACGCACAGCAGUAGCCAGGGCCAGCGGCCCUUCAAGUGCCCCCUGGGCGGCUGCGGCUGGACCUUCACCACAUCUUACAAGCUCAAGAGGCACCUGCAGUCGCACGACAAACUGCGGCCUUUUGGCUGCCCAGCGGAGGGCUGUGGCAAGAGCUUCACCACCGUGUACAACCUCAAAGCGCACAUGAAGGGCCACGAGCAAGAGAACUCGUUCAAAUGCGAGGUGUGCGAGGAGAGUUUCCCCACGCAGGCCAAGCUCAGCACCCACCAGCGCAGCCACUUCGAGCCCGAGAGGCCCUACCAGUGUGCGUUCUCCGGCUGCAAGAAGACGUUUAUUACAGUGAGUGCCCUGUUUUCCCAUAACCGCGCCCAUUUCAGGGAACAGGAACUCUUUGCCUGCUCCUUCCCUGGCUGCAGCAAACAAUACGACAAGGCUUGUAGGCUGAAGAUUCAUCUGCGAAGCCACACCGGUGAGAGACCUUUCCUUUGUGACUUUGACGGCUGUGGCUGGAACUUCACCAGUAUGUCCAAACUGUUAAGGCACAAAAGGAAGCACGACGACGACCGGAGGUUCACGUGCCCUGUAGAGGGUUGCGGGAAGUCUUUUACGAGGGCUGAGCAUCUGAAAGGCCACAGCAUAACCCACCUGGGCACAAAACCUUUCGUGUGUCCCGUGGAAGGCUGCUGUGCCAGGUUCUCCGCUCGAAGUAGCCUCUACAUCCACUCCAAGAAACAUCUGCAGGAUGUGGACACUUGGAAAAGCCGUUGCCCGGUCGCCACCUGUAAUAAACUCUUCACAUCCAAGCACAGCAUGAAAACCCACAUGGCCAAAAGGCACAACCUCGGCCAGGAUCUCUUAGCUCAGCUAGAAGCUGCAAAUUCUCUUACACCCAGCAGCGAACUUACCAGCCAGGGACAGAGCGAUCUCAGUGGUCCAGAGAUAGUAUCUCUCUUCUCUGAGGUGCCUGGCAACAGUUCUGCUGCAGUGCUGGACACGGCAUUGGUAAAUUCUGGAAUUUUGACUAUUGAUGUGGCUUCUGUCAGCUCAACUCUGGCGGGGAGCCUCCCUGCCAAUGGUAAUAAUUCCUUAGGGCAGGCUGUGGACCCUCGGGCCUUGAGGGGCACCAAUGACCUUCCUCAAAGUCUGGAUACCUCUCUCUUUUUCGGAACGACAGCGGCUGGUUUUCAGCAGAGCCCGUUAGAUGUGGAUGAUGUCUCCACUGUAAGUGUGGCCCCUUUGGGAUCUCUGGGCUGUUUGGCUAUGAAGAACUCAAGUCCAGAGCCCCAAGCUUUGACACCCAGCAAUAAGCUAACAGUGGACACGGAACCUCUGACUCCCUCGAGCACCCUUUGUGAAAACAGUGUCUCAGAACUACUGACACCAGCCAAAGCUGAUUGGAAUGUACAUCCUGACUCUGACUUCUUUGGGCAGGAGGAAGAAACCCAGUUUGGAUUCUCCAAUCCAACAGGAAACCAUGGUUCUCAGAAAGAAACAGAUCUUAUCACGGUGACUGGCAGCUCGUUUUUGGUAUGAACCGAGUCUAUUUGUUCCUUGCCAUGUGGCUUACUUUUAUUACACGCUCAAUUUUGAGGGUAUUCUGGACUGAAUGCUCACAUGCAGCCAUUUCUUACUGGUUUUGCAAAAGAACACAUCCCUGGAUUACAAAUUUGGAGAUUUAAAUUCUUGAGUCUGGAACUGACACGUUCUGUGACCCUGAGCAACUCACUUAACCUCUCUGAGCCUUAAUUUCCUUAUUUAUAAAAGGAGGUUGUUUGAGUAGAUUGCCUCUAUGGUCUUUUCAGCUUUGUAUUUUUAUGAGUUUUGUGCUAUUUCUGGAUAAAUUUAGUGUAUUUUACAGUGACUAAUGUACAUGCUUCAAGCGUUCCCUUUUGAACAUUAUAUGAUGAAAGAGGAAAUGGUGGUUAAUUUUAAAAAUUUAAUGACAAUUUUACAUAGUGCCAAAAAUAUAAUAUCCAUUAGUAGAAUAAUAAAACAGCUAGAAGUAUGGUUUGAGGUAGCUUUUUUUUUGUUGGAAGCUAUGUCGUUGUAGAAAAUGCCAGGGCUUUCACAUGAUAUGAACUCAGACUGAAUUAUUGCCUCUGUGAUGUUGAAUAAGUGACCUUAAAAUAGUCAUUAAAUCUGGCUGAGCCUUAGUUUCCUAGCUUUAAAACAGUAAUAGAAAUUUUCAUUUAUG